UCCAAACCCAGAAAUCCAACGAAAACCACAGUACGUUACUGUUAAUCAAUCAAAGAAAACCUUUCCUCAGUUCUCACCCACCCAUUUCAAUUCAACCAUUCUACUCUCUUUGAACUGAAAACCCUUUUCUUUUUCUUUCUUUCUUUCUUUCUUUCUAUUUUUGUGCAUCGUUCAGUUAAAACUUAAAACCACUUCUCUUUUCCUCUUGUUAAUUACUGGGUUGAUGAUUUGCUUACCCUCUCUCCCUCUCCACGCUAUGCAAACAAUUGUGUCUCUGCCGUGACAAAAAAAAAAAAAAAAAAAACAUUAACCAGCUUCAACUCCUUCGCAAAACAAAACAAAAAAAAAAAAAGAAUAAAUCAAAAACUCAAACAACGCGUACUUUCUAUUUCUACACCCCCAAGAAAUCAACUCAGCAACCUGCAACCAAACGUGCUUCCCACAAAUUGGAUUCCUCGGCAGGACGAAAGAAAGAAAGAAAUCAAUCUUCAACACAAUAAAUAACCCAACUGAGCUUCUCCACAUUCCAUCACAACAACACAAUUUCAACCAAACUCACCAUUAAUGGCCGCCGCCGCCGCUCCAACGCCGAACCUUCCGCCCGUCCGGACCCGCCCGCCCAACUCCCCGCCUCCAAUCCCACCAUCGCCACACCAGCCGACGCCGGAAACCCAACCCCCAGCCGCACCUCCUCCACCACCCGCCGCCGUCGUCUCCCUGCAGCAGCCCAGCGGAAAGAAGAGCAACCCAUCCCGGCCCAGGAGGCUUCUCCGCCAGGUCCGGUCGAUAUUCCGUUCCUUCCCCAUCAUAACCCCGGCCGCGUGCAAGUUCCCCGCCGGCGGCGGCGGAGGGACCCGGAUCCAGGACGGACACAUCAACGGGACCCGGAUGACGGGGACCCUGUACGGGCACAAGAGGGCCCGGGUGAACCUGGCGAUCCAAGAGACGCCGAGCUCGCUCCCGGUGGUCCUCCUGGAGCUGGGCCUGCCGACGGGGAAGCUGCUGCAGAGCAUGGGUGGCGGGAUGGUGCGGAUCGCGAUGGAGUGCGAGAAGAGGAGCGGCGGCGACAAGACCCAAGUGAUGGAGGAGCCGAUCUGGACGAUGUUCUGCAACGGGAAGAAGUCCGGGUUCGGGGUGAAGAGGGAGCCGACCGACGAGGACCUGCACGUGAUGCGGACGCUCCACGUGGUUUCCAUGGGCGCCGGGGUGAUUCCCGAGGAGAAGAAGGAGAAGGAGGAGGAGGGGGAGGGGGAGCUGGCGUACAUGCGGGCGCAUUUCGAGCGGGUGGUCGGGUCGAAGGAUUCGGAGACGUAUUACAUGAUGAACCCGGACGGGAACAGCGGGCCGGAGCUCAGCAUUUUCUUCGUCAGGGUUUGAAUUCUCUGGACGUGGCCAUGGGUUGUAAAGGUGUUGAGAUUUGUAGGGUUUUAGUGUGGAAGGGGAGUUCGUAAUUGGAUGCUUUUGUAAACUUUGUUUUUCAUUUUCUUGUUUUUUUUUAGGAUUGGAUUGACUUGAAUACUAAUAACGCUAAGAUUUUCGU
This is a messenger RNA of Linum trigynum, 1540 nucleotides long. The record is from the annotation of a GenBank genome assembly. Lineage: Eukaryota; Viridiplantae; Streptophyta; Magnoliopsida; Malpighiales; Linaceae.